AUGUCAAUAUCAACCACAUCCCUCUCCGUCAAGCUCAAUUCCACCUCUUCCCUCCUGCUCGAAAGAGCUCGUAUAAUAUCCCUGAACCUCAAACCUAACCCUUCAUCCCUCUCACAGAUAAUACGCAAUCUUACUUCGAUCAAAUUAGAUCUCGAUCAGCUACAGCUCGAACACGGUCUGGACCAGGACCCGAAAGGGAAACUGAUAGAUGAUGGAUCGGAAGUAGGAAAAGGAGACAUAGAAGAAUUGUGCGAGAGGUACGAUAAGUUGUUGGAGAUGCUUUUGGAGGAUGAACUAGGCAAGGCGAAAGUCAAUGAGCUACGAAGAGAAGAGAGGAGAUCUCCAUCACCUCCCAUACCCACCCCUGCACCGAAACCCAUCCCCAGUCCUAUCCAAACUCCCACAUUUGCCGAAGUACCUUCCCUACAUAUCGAACCUCCCACACCCGGUAUACAGAAGAACGACCUGAAACCAUUUAGAGAUUACCCGGACGAAUACGAUCUGGAUGAAGAGGAACGCGCAGCAGGUAUGAGUCAUAAUGAGAUGUUGGAUCACCAACAGAUGAUGAUGAAUGACCAAGAUGAACGUCUAAACCUCUUAUCUAAUUCUAUCGGACGCCAAAACGACCUAUCCGUCCAAAUUGGUUCAGAGUUGGAUAUUCAUCAUCAGUUACUGGAAGAUACGGAUCACGCGAUGGAUAGAACUGCACAUAAUUUGAAUCGAGCAAAGAGGAGGUUGGACAAAGUUGCAGGCGAAGCUAGACAGUAUGGAAGUACAAUAACGAUCGUUGUUCUGAUUUUCAUUCUACUUAUAUUGAUCAUCGUUUUCAAGACAUGA
This is a messenger RNA of Kwoniella botswanensis, 837 nucleotides long. RefSeq lists its product as uncharacterized. Gene Ontology annotation, biological process: vesicle fusion; intracellular protein transport. The transcript is spliced from 4 exons. The coding region runs from base 1 to 837 and encodes 278 amino acids. Gene Ontology annotation, molecular function: SNARE binding; SNAP receptor activity. Gene Ontology annotation, cellular component: SNARE complex; endomembrane system; membrane. The record is from RefSeq and is a predicted model, not a curated record. NCBI's taxonomy places the organism in Eukaryota, Fungi, Basidiomycota, Tremellomycetes, Tremellales, Cryptococcaceae.